AUGGCUUCCUUCACCAUAUUCUCAAAGCUCCCAAAGGAGCUCCGACAGCAAAUUUGGCUGAAAAGCCUCCCCAGCAACAGCACCGUCGAAUUCAACGAAGCAGAAUUCGACGUCACUUCCAUCUCCCCUCCUCUCCCCCAUCUCUUCACAUCAAAGGAAGCGCAGGCCACAGCGCUCUCCUCUCUCUCUCCAACCCCUUACCCCAUAUGGGGUCCGUCCGACUGGGAAACCCUCCUCCAUGACGGCGAAAAGAUGACUCUCCAGGUCAUCAUUCACCCAUCAAAAUCCUCCUCAUUAACCACCACAUGGACGGAUAUCUGGAGCGUAUUCGGAGAUGCGCUGCUGGCGGCCCGGUCGCUUCACUUUGUAUGUCGCGAGCCGGAGCGGCUAGCGAGGCUGUUUAUGCUGGAGGAGAAGGAGUGGCUUGGUGUGGGCCAGGCGUGUAAUGAAGAAGGAUUGUUCAUGAAUGGAGAAAGCCUCUCCGGGGAGAGGACAACGCGGGAGGCGUUGUGGGAGGGGGUGACAGUCACUGCUAGCAAGUAUACUGUCGAGGAGAUUGAAGAGGGGGAGGGAAGAGGGGAGGUGCAGGUGUGGAAGUUGAGAGAAGAGAGGUUCUCGAGGGGGUUUGGGGAGAAGAGUGAGGUGGUGACGACGAGGGGGUUCGAGAGGGUGGAGGUCGAGGGGACCGAAAACGCUUCGGUGGCGCAGCUUCAUUAUGCUGCAAAGUCUUUUGAGCCACGGAGUGGAAUGGCCUCGGAAGAGGAGGAGAAGGUGGAAGAGGAGGAGGCGAUGCCGAGGUCAGUAGAACUGACUGAAGACGCAAUCGCGAGGCACUUGGAGGAGUGCGAGAGGAUCUGGCCGCCUGAGCCAAGGGAUCCUGGGAUGGAGGAAGGGAGCAUUUCAUAUCCCGAUAAUGCUGCUGUUGAGAAGUGGCUUAGAUAG
Bipolaris oryzae ATCC 44560 is the source of this 942-nucleotide messenger RNA. RefSeq lists its product as uncharacterized. NCBI's taxonomy places the organism in Eukaryota, Fungi, Ascomycota, Dothideomycetes, Pleosporales, Pleosporaceae. The record is from RefSeq and is a predicted model, not a curated record. The transcript has a single exon. Bases 1 to 942 code for a protein of 313 amino acids.